AUGGAUACGGCCUUGGUUCGGCGUGUCAUGUACCAGGUACCUGCCCACCCGCGGCCGCCAUGGCUGACGAGGAGGUACUGGAAACCCUCGGCAGCAAAUGCCUCGAACCCGUGUCUUCUCGCCCCAUUGGGACGGACGGGGAGUGAUAGUGCAGCACGAGACUUUACACGUCACCCAGCCGCCACGAGUCGACAAAAACGCAACAUUCGGACCGGACCCAAGGCCAGCUCUGCUCUGCUCCGGCCAUUCCACCUUCUCAACUACUUCAACCUCCAGAUCCCGACCCAUCCAUCCGCCACCCUUCCCCUGCUGCAGGCCAGCCUCGCCGCUGCCGAUCCGACCAACAGCCCAUGCACCUCUUGCCGAUGUCGCCCUGAGAGGCUCGUGAGCGCCAAAAAGAUUGCGACGAUGCUGUCCUCCGCCGACGUCGCCGACAUGGGCCUCCAGCUGCUCGGUGCGUUGCCAUUCCCUCCCUCCCUCGAUCGCCUCUCCAACCGUGCCUUCGACCGCCAGCACAGGAUGCUAACUCGCCUCGUAGCGCGACGAUCCCAGGAGGUAGACCCUGAUGAGGGUGACUCGGCCCAAAAGGAGCUCUUUGCCGCCUGGGCCCUUUUCAUAUCCAUCAUGCUGCUCAUCGCCGCCUUCUUCACCAGCUACAUGCUCCAGAUGAAAAAGGUCACCGCCAUUCACGAGACCGUCAUCUCCAUCUUUGCAGGUUCGUCCGUCCUGGCCCGGGCUACCCUCCGCCCAUCCUGGCCCGGGCUACCCUCUGCCCAUCCUGGCCCGGGCUACCCUCUGCCCAUCCUGGCCCGGGCUACCCUCUGCCCAUCCUGGCCCGGGCUACCCUCUGCCCAUCCUGGCCCGGGCUACCCUCUGCCCAUCCUGGCCCGGGCUACCCUCUGCCCAUCCUGGCCCGGGCUACCCUCCGCCCAUCCUGGCCCGGGCUACCCUCCGCCCAUCCUGUCCCGGAUCCCCUCUGCGCUCUCUGCUGACGCGGCCUGCGAAGGAAUGAUCGUCGGCCUCACUCUUCUCGUGACGUCGGGUGAUUCGAUUCGAAACCUCAUCAGCUUCGACUAUCAAAUCUUCUUCAACCUCCUGCUGCCGCCCAUCAUCCUCUCAUCCGGCUACGAACUCCACCAGGCCAACUUCUUCCGGAACAUCGGCACCAUCUUGACCUUUGCCUUUGCCGGCACCUUCCUCUCCGCCAUCGUCAUCGGCCUCAUCCUCUGGCUCUUCACCAUGCUUCCCGGCUCGUUGGACAUGACCUUUGUCGACGCCAUCUCCGUCGGCGCCACCCUCUCCGCCACCGACCCCGUCACCAUUCUCGCCAUCUUCAACACCUACAAGGUCGACCCGAAGCUGUACACCAUCAUCUUUGGCGAGUCCAUCCUCAACGACGCCAUCGCCAUCGUCAUCUUCGAGACGGCCCAAAAGUACAACAAGGGCGAGGCUGCGAGCUACGGGUUCCUGAGCUUCUUCGAGGGCACCGGCAUCUUCCUCCUCAUAUUCUUUGGCAGCUUGCUCAUCGGCGUCAUCGUCGGCGUCGGCACCGCCCUGCUCCUCAAGUUCACCUAUCUCCGGAGGUUGCCCAAGAUUGAGAGCUGUCUCAUCGUCCUCAUCUCCUACGCCACCUACUUCUUCUCCCACGGCGUUCACAUGUCAGGCAUUGUAUCGCUUCUCUUCUGCGGCAUCACCCUCAAGCAUUAUGCCUAUUUCAACAUGUCGAGGCGCACCCAGCUCACGACGAAAUACAUCUUUCAAGUCAUGUCGCAGCUGUCGGAAAAUUUCAUCUUCAUCUACCUCGGCCUCGCCUUGUUCACCGACAAUGCGCUCCAGUUCCAGCCGCCGCUCAUCAUCGUCACCAUUUGCGCCGUCGUCGCCGCCAGAUGGGUCGCCGUCUUUCCUCUCUCGAGGGCCAUCAACUGGUUCAUUCGCUACCGCGCCAGGAGAAGAGGCGCCGAGGUCAACGACGAGCUGCCGUACAACUACCAGGCCAUGCUCUUCUGGGCCGGUCUCCGUGGCGCCGUUGGCGUCGCCCUCGCGGCUCUGCUCAAGGGCGAGAACUCCUAUGCGCUCCGAGCGACCGUCUUGGUCGUCGUCGUGCUCACCGUCAUCAUCUUCGGCGGCACCACCGCCCGCAUGCUCGAGAUUCUUGGCAUCCGCACCGGCGUCGUCGAGGAAAUCGACAGCGACGAUGAGUUCGACAUUGAAUCCUUCGGCGGCGGAGUUCAUGCGAAGCGUUCAGGCAGCGCUUUGGGCUACCAGCCUCGGAAAAACGGUCAUGUCGCACUCUCCAACCUCGAGGUCCGGGGCUCCGCGGCCUACGUAUCUGGGCACGCGUCUCGCGCCCGCUCCGGAACGCGGAAAACGCGAAGCCUGAGCCGCAGGAACUCGGGCAUCCCCAGUCCGCACGAAAUCGAGCGCGCCGACCUGCUCAGCCGCUCCGCCGUGGAGGAAUCCGAGCUCGGGAGCGACAUUGACACGUCCGACCUCCCACCCCCCGCUCGCCCCUCACCUCGCUUCCGGGACACCUCCAGCGUGCCGCCCCUGGCCGAUAGCGCGUUCAUGAGCCCGACCAGCGAAGGCUCCCACCACACGCCCAUCACCGCCACGGGCGCCAUCAGGCAGCUCUGGAGUGCCGAGGACCCUGCCGGCCUCUUCCGCCAGCUCGAUGAGGACUUUAUCAAGCCGCACUUGCUGCUCCAUAGCGGUGGUGGCGGCGGCGGAGGCGGAGGCGGUAGUGGUGCCGGUGGUGCCGGUGGAGGAGGAGGAUCAGGAGGAGGAGCCGGAAGUUGA
This is a messenger RNA of Drechmeria coniospora, 2796 nucleotides long. Its product is annotated as sodium/hydrogen exchanger 3. Gene Ontology annotation, cellular component: late endosome; fungal-type vacuole membrane; early endosome. The transcript is spliced from 3 exons. The record is from RefSeq and is a predicted model, not a curated record. Gene Ontology annotation, molecular function: sodium:proton antiporter activity. Gene Ontology annotation, biological process: vacuolar acidification; proton transmembrane transport; sodium ion transport. Lineage: Eukaryota; Fungi; Ascomycota; Sordariomycetes; Hypocreales; Ophiocordycipitaceae. The coding region runs from base 1 to 2796 and encodes 931 amino acids.